Gadus chalcogrammus (walleye pollock) is the source of this 3932-nucleotide messenger RNA. It is a transcript of the gene ppp1r13bb, whose product is annotated as protein phosphatase 1, regulatory subunit 13Bb. Gene Ontology annotation, molecular function: p53 binding. Gene Ontology annotation, cellular component: nucleus. The record is from RefSeq and is a predicted model, not a curated record. The transcript has 18 exons. Bases 514 to 3813 code for a protein of 1099 amino acids. NCBI's taxonomy places the organism in Eukaryota, Metazoa, Chordata, Actinopteri, Gadiformes, Gadidae. Gene Ontology annotation, biological process: regulation of apoptotic process.
UCCCCCCGUCGUCAACAACUGGAUCCGAGCUGUUUUCGACACCUAGCUUUGCUAGCGUAUUAGCCUUCGAUCACCUACUGCACUCCACCGAUCCAUCGAUCCGGGAAUUUAAACACCGCCUACAACCCAUCUCGAAUCAACCCAUCUCCGUUUUGUCACGCAUUGCGGUCCACUAAAUGUCGACUUAAAGCAAAAGACAACUUAAAACUCAUCUUGGAUUCCGUAGCACACCUCGGCUAACGACGUAGUCGGGGUUAGCUGACUGACAGCUGGCUAGCUCCCGACUCCCUGCUCGAUGUGGCCGCAGAGGAAAACCAAUUCGAUUACGGUUGCUAAAAAAAUGAUUCUGUUUCGACCUUGAGCCAAACGGAGCACAUUUGGGUGUCCUGAGACCACGGUCUUUACUCGGCAAGGAGGCACCUGGCCGACCGUACCCCAUCACAUUACUGGGAGCUGCACCCUCAACGCUAAUCAACCGAUGUCCCCUCGUCUUGACCUUACCACGCUGCCGAUAUGAUGCCAAUGAUCCUGACGGUGUACCUCAGCGACGGCGAGCAGUCCGUGACUGAGGUCCCCAUCACGCCCGAGACCACGUGCCGCGAUGUGGUGGAGUUCUGCAAGGAGCCGGGAGAGAGCGGCUGCCACCUGGCCGAGGUCUGGAGAGGCAACGAGCGAGCCAUCCCCUUCGAACACAUGAUGUACGAGCACCUGCAGAAGUGGGGCCCCCGAAAGCAGGAGGUCAAGUUCUUCCUCCGCCACGAAGACUCGCCCGCGGAGAGCAGCGACCCAGGGAGUCAGCAGUCUCAGGACCAGAGCAGUCGUAGGAGUGGCAGCAGCAGUGGAGAGAAGCACAACGAGAACGGGGUGGGGAGCCAGCGCGUGGAGCUCACCCUGUCCGAGCUGCAGGAGAUGGCGUCCCGGCAACAGCAGCAGAUCGAGGCCCAGCAGCAGAUGCUUGUCGCCAAGGAGCAGCGGCUGCGCUACCUGAAGCAGCAGGAGUCGCGGCAGCAGCAGACGGCGUCGGAGGGCGAGAAGCUGCAGAGGCUGAAGGAGCGCGUGGAGAACCAGGAGGCCAAGCUGAAGAAGAUCCGCGCCAUGCGGGGCCAGGUGGACUACAGCAAGGUCAUCAACGGAAACCUGUCGGCGGAGAUCGAGCAGGUGAGCAGCCUGUUCCAGGAGAAGCAGUCGGAGCUGCAGACAGCCGUGCUGCGGGUGGAGCAGCUCAGCCUGCAGCUGGAGGAGCUGCGGCGGGGCAAGCUCAACGGCCUGCAGGCCCCGCUGGGGGGCCCCGUCACGGGCACCGCCGCCCUGGAGCUCCGCAAGCUCUACCAGGAGCUCCAGAUCCGCAACAAGCUCAACCAGGAGCAGAACAGCAAGCUGCAGCAGCAGAAGGAGCUGCUCAACAAGCGCAACAUCGAGGUGUCGCUGAUGGACAAGCGCAUCAGCGAGCUGCGGCAGCGCCUCCACAAGAAAAAAGCUGAGGCACGUCAAAAAGAGAUCGUCCCUCUGAACAAGGCCAACGGGCCCCCCUCCCCCCAGCCGGGCACCCUGGGUCGAGUGGCCGCCGUGGGGCCCUACAUACAGGUGCCCGUUCCGGGGCAACAGCAGGGGGGCUACAACAUGCCUCCGGACCCCCUGAAGCCCCAGACGCUGGGCAUCAACACUCAGCCCCCCCACGGACGCAGCAAGUCGGCGGUGGACACCGGCUGGCCCAGCAAGGGCCCCUCGACCCUGAAGCCCCCCGACCGGAGGGACUCCGGGUCGGACGUCCAGGGCAAGAGCCCCACCACAGGCUCGCCCGGCGGAGACAAGGUGCUGGACUCUAAAGUCUCCUCCCCCGCCUCCUCCAAACCCCUGCCCCCCCCCUACGGCUCCCACCACACCACCACCUCCCCGCCCUCCGCCCCCACCCUGGAGCGCCGCAAGGACGUCCCGCCGCCGCUCCCGCCGCCGCGGCCCAACCCCAACCUGCCGGCCCCGGCCUGGCCCCGGGGGCCCCCCGGCAGCGGCUCCUCGUCCUCGGCCACCACCACCGCCUCCUCGUCCUCGUCCUCGCAGCAGAUCCAGCAGCGCAUCUCGGUGCCGCCCAGCCCCACGUUCCAGCAGCCCCUCUCCCCGCUGUACCCCCUGGGGCCGGGCGACCGGCUGGAGGCCCCCCAGGCCAUGGCCGUGCGGCCCUUCCUGCCCGGCGAGCGGGGCUCCUCGCGGCCGCAGUCGCCCCGCAAGGGCCCGGCCACCAUGAACUCCAGCUCCAUCUACCACAUGUACCUCCAGCAGGCGGCGCCCAAGGGCCAGCCGCCCAAGCCCGCGCUCAAAGCAGUGUACGGUAAGCCGGUGCUGUCGUCCUCCAGCUCCACCCCGCCCUCCCCGCUGCCCUUCACGGCGGCGGGCGGGGCCUUCCCCGCGCUGCAGCUGCUCCACCACGGCGACGACGGGCUGGACCCCGGCCUGGACGAGCCGGACGGCUUCCGGCCCCUGGACGGCACCUCGGCCCCCCCGCCCAGCGUGGACCACAUCCCGCGGCCCCUGAGCCCCACCAAGCUCACGCCCAUGGUGCACUCGCCGCUGCGCUACCAGAGCGACGCCGACCUGGAGGGGCUCCGCAAGAAGCUGGCCAACGCGCCGCGGCCCCUCAAGAAGCGCAGCUCCAUCACGGAGCCCGAGGGCCCCUCGGGGCCCAACAUCCAGAAGCUGCUGUACCAGAGGUUCAACACGCUGGCCGGCGGCAUCGAGGGCGGAGUGGGCGGCGGGGUCGGGGCCGGCGGCAGCCCGGGCAACGGGACGCCGUUCUACCAGCCGGCCCCGGGCCCCCGGGGGCCCGACUCGGACAACGGCAACGCCCCGUGCGACACGGAGCCGCCGCCGGGCGUCGCCGGGGGCGACGGGGGGGGGUCCGAGUCCCUGCCCCUGGCGGCGGACGCCAACGACAACCGAGGGAGGAUGCUGGAGUCGCCGGCCACGGUGAAGGAGGAGCCGGACGAGGAGGAGGAGGAGGAGGAGGAGGAAGAGGAGGAGGACGACAACAACAACAACACCCUGGGGGGGGGCGAGCCCCUACUGCCCAGCCCCGUGCCCGAGGUCAGCUCGCCGGAGGAGUGCGCCGCCGCCGCCGCCGCCUCACAGGCGCUGCUGGAGAAGCGUACGAACCUGAAGAAGCCCAACUCGGAGCGCACGGGCCACGGCCUGCGAGUCAAGUUCAACCCCCUGGCCCUCCUACUGGACGCCUCGCUGGAGGGCGAGUUUGACCUGGUCCAGCGAAUCAUCUAUGAGGUGGAGAACCCGAGCACGGCCAACGACGAGGGCAUCACCCCGCUCCACAACGCCGUCUGCGCCGGCCACCACCACAUCGUCAAGUUCCUGCUUGACUUCGGCGUCAACGUCAACGCCUCGGACAGUGACGGCUGGACGCCGCUGCACUGCGCCGCCUCCUGUAACAGCGUCCACCUCUGCAAGCUGCUGGUGGAGUCGGGCGCGGCCAUCUUCGCCAGCACCAUCAGCGACGUGGAGACGGCCGCCGACAAGUGUGAGGAGAUGGAGGAGGGCUACAUCCAGUGCUCCCAGUUCCUCUACGGCGUGCAGGAGAAGCUGGGCGUGAUGAACAAGGGCACGGUGUACGCCCUGUGGCAGUACGAGGCGCAGGGGCCCGACGAGCUCAGCAUCACCGAGGGCGACGCCAUCACCGUGCUGCGUCGUCACGACGACGCCGAGACGGACUGGUGGUGGGCGCGGCUCGACGACGGCGAGGGAUACAUCCCCCGCAACCUCCUGGGGCUGUACCCCAGGAUCAAGCCCCGGCAGCGGUCGCUGGCGUAGCCCCCGCGUCCCCCCUCCAGUGAGCCUACGAACAAACGGAUGCCACGCAAGAGAAGCGAGCAGCAAACAACGAAUAAAACCCCCCCCCAGAGCCACGAACAAGCGAGCCCGGCGCUCGA